Molecule: messenger RNA, 554 nt
Organism: Lucilia sericata (common green bottle fly)
Lineage: Eukaryota; Metazoa; Arthropoda; Insecta; Diptera; Calliphoridae
Product: general odorant-binding protein 56a-like
Exons: 2
Coding region: 24-536 (170 amino acids)
Biological process (GO): sensory perception of smell
Molecular function (GO): odorant binding
Source: RefSeq, a predicted model, not a curated record
CCAUAAAAAGUACACGGUUAACAAUGACAACAAAAAUAUUAUCAUCAAAGGCAGCCGCAACUAAAAUGACAAAAACUUUAAAAUUAUUAAAAAUGCAACAAUUUAUGUUUUUAAUGAUUUUAAUGGUCAUUGUUAAUGCUGCUAUGGUAUCAGCUAAAAUGUCCGAGGAGGAAGCUUUGGAAAAGGAACUAUUGGAAUUUCGUAAAAAGUGCAUGGGUUUAUCUAAACUUACUAAAGAACAAGCCAAAAAAAUAAACCAGCAUACACUCUUCUCCAAAGACACCACUCUGGCCAAUACACCCAGAGAGGUCCAGUGUUAUUGUUCCUGCAUUUUGGAGCAAUAUGGUAUUUUAGUUAAUGGUAAACCCAAUGAGAAAACUUUACGCCAAACCUUGCCCGUUGUGAUAAAUGAUAAAAAGAAGGCUGAUGCUGCUUUGGACAAAUGCACGAAAUUGGAGGGCAAGGAUAAGUGUGAAAUUGGAUUUAAUUUUCAAUUGUGUGUGGUUAGGGAGACUGGUUUACAAGUUUUCCAAUAACAUCAAAAUUUCUAUGAA